AUGAGGAGGAGGUGUCAGCCCCAGGUCAGAGUCCAGGAGGAGGAGGUGUCAGCCCCAGGCUCCUCAUCUGACACCACCCGGCAGCUCAGUGUGUUGGUGGGGGCAAAUGUGACUCUGGGCUGCCUGUUUGAUAAGCUGUCCAGGCUGGUGGAGUGGAGCGCUCUCACCAUUGAGUGGAACGUGGUGGAUACACAUGCAGAGAAGAGCGUAGUGUACACCUUUGAGGAUGGAAGAGCGCAUGUGAACAGAGAGGGCUCUGAGGUGGACAGAAUGCAGUUGCUACAGAGUGAUGCUUCUCUGCAGCUCCACAAUGUGACUGUGGGAGAUGAAGGGCUGUACUCCUGCAGAAUCAUCACCCCUGUGGUCUACACAGAGACCACCUCACUGGAAGUGCUGGCGCGGCCUUCAGUGUUGCUCCCAGAGAAGGCAGCAGUGACGGAGGGGGAGGAGAAGACGAUACAGUGUGACAUCACAGGUUUCUAUCCAGAGAAGCUGGCCGUGACGUGGCUCAUCCUGAACGGCUCCCACACUGUGCUCGCAGGGUUAAGCCCCCUCUCCCGCGUCUGCACCGAAAUGGCCAUUCACAAUGCAGAUGGCACCUUCAGCAUCCACAGUGGCAUCACCAUGCACUCGUCAGCAGUGAAGGGUGGAAAGAUGAGCCUCAUGUGCCAGGUGGAGCACAAGACCUACAGCCGGCCGUACAACACGUCUGUCACACUGACUGUUCAGGCUCCACCCCAGCCUGUGUACAGUGACGUCACCCUGAUAGCUCUCACCAGUGUCACCAGUCUGCUGCUGGCCAGCGCCGCCAUCGGAGGAGCUCUGCUUCUCUACGCCUAUCUGUCUCCACCAAGUGUUUCUGAGAUCAGCAAACCCAGCAUCAUUUAUGCUCAGGUGCAGACGGACCUCAGAUGCACCAUCAGAGGAGCUGGACAGCGGGAGCUCAGAGUGAGGUGGUCUAAACUCAGUGCAGGCUCAGAGGAGCUGUCAGAGGGGGGCUCUCUGCUGGGCGGGGGGGAUCUGAGUGACCAGGCCUGUCUGCUGUCAGACUGUGAACACCACACAUCCGUCCUGACCGUGUGUCUGACCGUCUCUGAGGACCGGACCCAGUACCAGUGUGAGGUGCUGUGCAGGGGCCAGAGCAUCACCAGAGUGACCACAGUCCGGGUGAAAGUGGAGCCGUCUUUCCUCCAGAUCACCAGCAUCCCUCAGAUCCCCAAGGUGGAGAGGAGCCUGGUGCUCUGCUGUCGGCUGGAGAACUUCUACCCCCAGGAGGUGGACCUGGAGUGGUCCAGGAACGACGGGGAGCCGGUCUGUGGGGUCACACACUUCGGACCUUUCUCGGACCACACCCGGCUGUACAGCCUGUGGAGUAAGAUCCAGCUGCUCAUGGCCAGAGAGGACGAGAGGGCCGUCUACAGCUGCCGGGUCUACCACUCCAGCUUCCCUGCUCCGGGGUACAAGGACGCCCUGUACCACAUCAACACUCAAGGGACUCCUCCUGACGUGAUGUUCAUCGACUGCGAGCCACCGUGUCCCCUGCUGGGGGGGGACUGCACUCUGCAGCUGUGCCUCAAAGACUUCUGUCCUGAGGACGUGUCAGUGACCUGGACUAAAGAUGGAGAGGAGGUUCCCUCUUUCAACACCCCCCCGAGCCUCAACAUCAACGGCCUCUACUCCAUGUACACUUUCCUCAAACUCACCCCCACCAAGCAGGACCGGGGCUCCAGGUUCAGGUGCCGGGUGGAGCACAGUGCCCAGCAGGAGCCGGAGGAGAGGCUCUUCACCCUGCCGCUCACACACAGCCUGCUGAGGAUCCAGCCUGCAGACGCCUGA
Messenger RNA from Trematomus bernacchii (emerald rockcod), 1836 nucleotides. RefSeq lists its product as uncharacterized. The transcript is spliced from 7 exons. Bases 1 to 1836 code for a protein of 611 amino acids. NCBI's taxonomy places the organism in Eukaryota, Metazoa, Chordata, Actinopteri, Perciformes, Nototheniidae. The record is from RefSeq and is a predicted model, not a curated record.